Molecule: messenger RNA, 816 nt
Organism: Chlamydomonas reinhardtii
Lineage: Eukaryota; Viridiplantae; Chlorophyta; Chlorophyceae; Chlamydomonadales; Chlamydomonadaceae
Exons: 4
Coding region: 126-389 (87 amino acids)
Source: RefSeq, a predicted model, not a curated record
AUUUAGCUUCGUCGCACUUUCUACAGUACGCAGCUAGCCUCUUACUUCUCAAAGCGCAGCCAGCAACGUCCUCUGUUAGAGCCAACUUGCAAAACCGCUGUUCCGACACGGUCCUCGACUGCACAAUGGCCCCCGUCCUCGCCCGCGCUGAGCUGAAGGCUACCGUGCAGCCUGUCGCCAAGGCCGUCCCAGUCGUGCAGCGUCGUGCUGCCCUCGCCACCAUCCUAGCCCCGCUCGCCGCAGUGGUGCUGGCUGCUCCUGCCAUGGCUGCACCCCAGAAGAACCUGUCGCGCUCGGAGCUGCUACAGCAACAGCGGGCGGAGCGGAAGGAAGCCAUGAAGGUACGGAAUGCCAAGGUCCGCACGGGUGAGGUGAAGCCCUCCUUCUGAACCAAGCACAUGGAGCUAGCUAGCAAGGCAACUUACUCGAGAAGAGAUAGCUUAUACGUGUGAGGAUUUUGACGAAUGGUGUGAGUGUGCAUCCCAUGAACAGCAUACUUUACAGGUUCAUGGGCGCUGUUGAUGUUGGGUUUAUGAGUUCCGUACCGUUGAUGCUGCGCCGUAGCCACACUACACAGAAGGAAGCUACGUGUUGUUGUUGUGACUGUUCUGGAUGCACGAUUGAUAUAGUUAUAUAUGGUAUAUGUUGUGAAUCAGGGGCGGUGCAGGUUCAUGGCGAUACCGUAUGGUUACAUGGAUGAAAGAUGGAGCAAGUAAGCGGGGCCACGCUGCUUUAGAGAAGCGCGACAGGCGUGUUAACCUCUGGAGCAGUGAAAUGUCUGCUGCAGGAGCUGCCGAUUGUAACCAUCGUUUGGUG